AUGGACCCUGCCGCACCCGCGCCCGCUUUCUUUGACUCUCUGCCGUACUAUGAUGACGAUCUGGAAAAGUAUCCGAUAUUGAGGGAGAGGGUGCAACAUGAACUCGCGGUCGAGACACAGAAGCUUCAGCAAGGCCAGAAGGGCAAGUUGCAUCCCAGCUUGAGCGAGGCGCGCGAAUUCUUCAAUGGGAGGCCCUUGAUAGAGUCUGAAAUGCAGCGCGUGGAGGCCAAACAGCCUUUGAACGCGAUCGACACCGCUCGCUUCACACUGCCCACACCAGGAGCGGACGCGACGGAGGAAGAGUGGAAGGCGGCGGUGGACAACGCGCGAGUGCAGCUGGAGCAUCAGAAGAUACGGCAUCAUAACCUGGCGUUGUUGCAGCAAUACGGCGCGAACGCGUGGAGGGUGCACAAUUACUUGCUGGAGGCGGAUGCGAAAGUGGCGGAGAAGCUUGCGGAGGGAGUGAAGGAGGAGACGACGGGGGUGAACCGGGAGAGGAAGAACGGGCAGACGCGGAUAGGAAACCAACUGACGUCGCUGGAGAGCCAAUGGCAGCAGAGCAUCGGGAACAAUCUCCAGCUGACGAUGGCCAACGCGGCGCUGGAGGCGGAGACGCACAGGCUGAGGAUGCGGGAGCAGGAGCUGUCGAGUAUGCUGUACAAUAAGUAG
Messenger RNA from Peniophora sp. CBMAI 1063, 669 nucleotides. NCBI's taxonomy places the organism in Eukaryota, Fungi, Basidiomycota, Agaricomycetes, Russulales, Peniophoraceae. The record is from the annotation of a GenBank genome assembly.